This is a messenger RNA of Lentinula edodes (shiitake mushroom), 474 nucleotides long. RefSeq lists its product as uncharacterized. The record is from RefSeq and is a predicted model, not a curated record. The coding region runs from base 1 to 474 and encodes 157 amino acids. The transcript is spliced from 3 exons. Lineage: Eukaryota; Fungi; Basidiomycota; Agaricomycetes; Agaricales; Omphalotaceae.
AUGAAGAACAUCCUCCGCUCCAUCUCGUACUCAAUGGCACUUGGUGCUCUCGUCAACACCCGUGUAGCUCUCGGAAAUCCAGUCAUCUGGAUCCCCGCGGAGGGGACGACUCUCACCGCUGGAUCAGAGGUUACUGUCAUGGUCCAAGAUUCUUCCUAUGCGACCCCCAUCAAGGAAACCAGUCUCAGUAUUGGCCUGAGCCCCUGUACCGAAACUUCCUGCCCUACACCCGACACAUCCGUGUUAUAUCUCCUCUAUACUGGUGCAUUUGACCCCCAACGACCCAGCUCCCCUGUCAACUACGACCCGGGAAGCUAUGCUUUCCAGAAUUUCACUGUCACAGUCCCUGCUGAGGCUGAAAGUGGGAGUUAUACAUUGGGAGUUUUGCAUUCGUACUGGGGUGAAUCGGCUGUUCCGGUAUACUUCCCCUCGACUGACGUCGCCACUGUGACUGUGAAUAUUGUUUCGGCUUAG